Daldinia caldariorum is the source of this 4617-nucleotide messenger RNA. Its product is annotated as pyruvate carboxylase. Gene Ontology annotation, biological process: gluconeogenesis; pyruvate metabolic process. Bases 568 to 4179 code for a protein of 1203 amino acids. Gene Ontology annotation, molecular function: ATP binding; metal ion binding; pyruvate carboxylase activity. The transcript has 10 exons. Gene Ontology annotation, cellular component: cytoplasm. NCBI's taxonomy places the organism in Eukaryota, Fungi, Ascomycota, Sordariomycetes, Xylariales, Hypoxylaceae. The record is from RefSeq and is a predicted model, not a curated record.
CUAUCCUAUCUGUAGGUACUAGACUAUAUCGAGGGGUAGUGUACACAAUAAGAAUAUCGAGCUAACGCUACCUAACCUUCUAUAAUGAUUUCUUGGCCCGCAAAGCUGAGAGAUAAAAAAAAACUUAAGAAGCCUUGCGUCUCCUCUCCGAGUCAUAACCUUUCUUCUUUUCUACUCUCUCCAUUUUUUCCCCAUUAUCUGUAUGACAACACCUAACAGAGACAAAGGCGAACCUCCUUAUCUACCUUAUCUAUCUGUCUGGGUGCGCGCUACCUAAACCUCUGCUUCUACUAUAAUUUACGCUGUACUUUUAUAUCACAUUCACAUAUCCCGAUCCUAGAGAUCCUAGAGAUUCCCUACCUACCUGGUAUAUACCUACGUCAGCGUGGACGAAGGGAGUAGAGCUCAUACCAUACCCCAAUUGAGUUACACCCCACCAAAAUCAAUCUCGACGUCGAGCUCAACAAACCUUCCCCCCUUCCUGCGUCACACGUCGAACUUAUAUUAAUUACCAAUCUCCCUGAAUAGAAGAAGACUGUUAUUUCUUAACAUCUUCGGCUAUCCAAAAUGGAUUUUCAAGAUAUCCAGGAUUUAGAGGCUGCGCGCAAGGCCGCUAUCAUCAACGAUGACAACGAGGAUGUCUUCGAAGAGGGCACCGCGCCGCCGCCGAAAGGAGCGAAGACCGCCCACCAUAUUCGCGCAAACAGUUCUAUUAUGCAUCUGAAGAAGCUUUUGGUGGCUAACAGAGGAGAGAUUCCUAUUCGUAUCUUUAGGACAGCUCACGAAUUAUCACUACACACCAUCGCUGUUUUCAGUUAUGAGGACCGACUCAGCAUGCACAGGCAAAAGGCCGACGAAGCCUACGUCAUCGGAAAGCGAGGCCAAUAUACUCCGGUCGGCGCUUAUCUCGCCGGCGACGAAAUUAUCAAAAUUGCAUUAGAACAUGGCGCUCAAAUGAUUCAUCCUGGGUAUGGUUUCCUAUCAGAAAACGCCGAGUUUGCCCGAAACGUAGAGAAAGCCGGUCUUAUCUUUGUCGGCCCGUCUCCUGAAGUUAUUGACGCACUAGGUGACAAAGUAUCUGCCCGGAAGUUGGCUAUUGCUGCCAAUGUACCCGUCGUACCGGGAACCGAGGGCGCAGUCGAGACAUUUGAAGAGGUGAAGAAGUUUACUGACCAAUAUGGAUUCCCUAUCAUUAUCAAGGCUGCCUUUGGUGGUGGUGGCCGAGGUAUGAGAGUGGUGCGGGAGCAAUCUAGUCUCAAAGAAUCUUUUGACAGAGCCACUUCCGAGGCAAAGACGGCUUUUGGAAAUGGUACCGUCUUCGUUGAGCGCUUCUUAGACAAGCCGAAGCACAUUGAGGUUCAAUUGCUCGGAGAUAACCACGGCAAUAUUGUGCACCUGUACGAACGAGACUGUUCGGUCCAGCGGAGACAUCAAAAGGUGGUUGAAAUCGCACCCGCCAAAGAUCUUCCCGCGGAGACCCGAGAUGCCAUCCUGGCCGACGCUGUCAAACUGGCCAAGUCCGUGAAUUACCGAAAUGCGGGUACCGCAGAGUUCUUAGUUGACCAGCAGAACCGCUACUACUUCAUCGAAAUCAACCCCCGUAUCCAAGUUGAGCAUACCAUUACCGAGGAAAUCACCGGUAUUGAUAUCGUUGCUGCUCAGAUUCAAAUUGCCGCUGGCGCUUCGCUCCAGCAGCUCGGGUUAACUCAGGACCGAAUCUCUACUAGAGGCUUCGCGAUCCAGUGUCGAAUUACUACCGAAGACCCGGCAAAACAGUUCCAGCCUGAUACUGGAAAGAUUGAGGUGUAUAGAUCCGCUGGUGGUAACGGAGUACGUCUCGACGGUGGCAAUGGGUUUGCCGGUGCAGUUAUUACUCCGUACUACGACUCCAUGUUAGUCAAGUGCACAUGUCACGGUUCGACCUACGAGAUCGCGCGUCGAAAGAUCCUCCGAGCUCUUAUUGAAUUCCGUAUCCGUGGUGUCAAGACCAACAUUCCAUUCCUUGCCUCGUUGCUGACGCAUCCCACUUUCAUCGAUGGUAACUGCUGGACCACAUUUAUCGAUGACACUCCUCAGCUGUUCGACCUCAUCGGCAGUCAGAACCGUGCUCAGAAGCUACUAGCUUACCUUGGCGAUAUCGCAGUCAACGGAAGCAGCAUCAAGGGCCAGAUCGGAGAGCCCAAGUUCAAGGGCGAUAUCAUCAUUCCAGAACUCCUUGAUGCCAAUGGCUCCAAGAUUGAUACCUCGCAGCCUUGCACUCAGGGCUGGAGACAGAUCCUUCUCGAGCAAGGCCCGAAGGGGUUCGCCAAGGCUGUUCGACAGUACAAGGGUUGUCUGUUGAUGGACACGACCUGGCGUGAUGCUCAUCAGUCUCUAUUGGCAACCCGUGUACGAACAAUCGACCUCCUGGGAAUCGCAAAGGAAACCAGCCAUUCCCUACACAAUCUAUACAGCCUAGAAUGCUGGGGUGGCGCUACCUUUGAUGUUGCCAUGCGUUUCCUCUAUGAAGACCCAUGGGACCGCCUUCGCAAGAUGCGUAAGGCUGUCCCGAACAUCCCCUUCCAGAUGCUUCUUCGAGGAGCAAAUGGUGUGGCUUAUGCUUCGCUUCCCGACAAUGCUAUUGACCAUUUCGUCGACCAGGCGAAGAAGAAUGGUGUUGAUAUCUUCCGUGUUUUUGACGCCCUGAAUGAUAUCGACCAGCUCGAGGUUGGAAUUAGGGCUGUGCAAAAGGCCGGUGGUGUAGCUGAAGGCACUGUGUGCUACAGUGGAGAUAUGCUCAAUCCCAAGAAGAAAUACAACCUUGAGUACUACCUUGGCUUAGUCGACAAGCUAGUGGCACUGGAUAUCGAUGUCCUUGGAAUCAAGGAUAUGGCCGGUGUGUUGAAGCCUCGUGCUGCAACCCUUCUCAUCGGAUCCAUCCGAAAGAAGUACCCUGACCUACCGAUCCACGUACACACACACGAUUCCGCUGGUACUGGUGUUGCCUCGAUGGUCGCCUGUGCUCAAGCUGGUGCCGACGUUGUCGACGCCGCUACAGACAGUCUCUCGGGAAUGACAUCCCAACCGAGCAUCAAUGCCAUCAUUGCGUCGCUCGAGGGCAGUGAACUAGAUCCUGGUCUAAACCCCGCACAUGUUCGUGCUCUCGACUCCUACUGGUCGCAACUGCGCCUCCUGUACUCUCCUUUCGAGGCUCACCUAAUUGGCCCCGACCCUGAAGUCUAUGAGCACGAGAUUCCUGGUGGUCAACUGACCAACAUGAUGUUCCAGGCUGCCCAACUUGGCCUUGGCUCUCAAUGGGCCGAAACCAAGAAGGCGUAUGAGCAUGCGAAUGACCUUCUCGGAGACAUUGUGAAGGUCACCCCUACUUCCAAGGUCGUUGGUGAUCUGGCGCAGUUCAUGGUCUCGAACAAGCUAUCGCCUAAGGAUGUUGUUGAUCGAGCUGGCGAGCUCGAUUUCCCCGGAUCGGUCCUUGAAUUCCUCGAAGGCAUGAUGGGCCAGCCCUACGGCGGAUUCCCCGAGCCUCUGCGUUCCAGAGCUCUUCGAGAUCGCCGAAAGUUUGACAAGCGUCCCGGUCUUUACCUCGAGCCUGUCGAUUUCAAGAGAACGCGCGCUGAGCUUACGCAGAAAUGGGGCCAGAUUAGCGAGACCGAUGUCGCCUCUUACCUCAUGUACCCCAAGGUCUACGACGACUACAAGAAGUUUGUUCAGAAGUUCGGUGACCUCUCGGUCCUACCGACUAAGUACUUCCUCUCUGCGCCGCAAAUCGGCGAAGAAUUCCACGUGGAAUUAGAGAAGGGUAAGGUUCUUAUUCUGAAGUUACUGGCUGUUGGUCCGUUGUCCGAGAACACAGGCCAGCGAGAAGUGUUCUACGAGAUGAACGGUGAAGUCCGUCAAGUGACUGUUGACGACAAGAAGGCUAGCGUUGAGAAUGUCAGCCGACCCAAGGCCAACCCUGGCGACUCCAGCCAGGUUGGUGCACCGAUGGCUGGUGUCUUAGUGGAGUUGAGAGUCCACGAGGGCUCGGAAGUCAAGAAGGGAGAUCCACUGGCCGUGCUCAGCGCCAUGAAAAUGGAAAUGGUUAUAUCAGCCCCCCACAACGGUAAGGUAUCUGAUCUUCAGGUGCGAGAGGGCGAUUCGGUCGACGGAUCCGACUUGGUAUGCAAGAUUGUGAAGCCUUGAGCACAAUCCCCUUGGGAAAAGGUAAACCACGGAAAUAUAUAGCGGAGUAAUGGUAUAGGAUACUUACGAGGCUUUGGGCUGGCGUGUGUUCCAGGGACGGAGGUAAGAGUACUCGGGGUUGGUGCGGACUACUUUCUCAUAUGUGCCCUUUUCCCUAAAAUUUACACCAAACAAACGGUACAAAGUGUCUGCUUUUUUUUUUUUUUUUUUUUUUUUGCCCCUACGGAUAUGCGUUCAAUAUUUAUAUAUUAUUAUCUUACGAUCUUGGAUGUGAUUUCUUGGGUGUGAUUUCUUUGUGAUAGUAAAAUACAUAUACAUUAGGUACUGCUUUUUCUUUCUUUUUAAUCCGAUAUAUCGAAGUCAGGUACAUCUUGCAGCUGAACGACAGGCAACAACGCCAUGUGCAACUUACUCGAGCCGUAAGGCACAAAGCGGGCG